AACAGUUUACAAUUGGAACUUGAGAAAGAAAGUGCAAUUCAUAAAGAUAUUGUUCAAGAAAAUUUUAUUGACAGUCAUUUUAACCUCACCUAUAAAGCAGUAAUGGCUAUGAAAUGGGUCAGCACGUACUGCAAUGAGGCUCAGUAUAUGAUGAAGACAGACGAUGAUAUGUAUGUAAACACGGAUUCUCUAAAAAUUGCUCUUGAUCAGUAUGAGGACCUUUUAUAUGAAUCCAUUGGAGGAUAUUGCUGGACGAGGGCAACUCCUCUGAGACAAAGAAGUUCUAAAUGGUACGCAUCGUACCGGAUGUAUCCACAGAAGAUCUAUCCGGGUUUCUGUUCCGGAACCGGAUAUGUAACUUCGGUUCACAUGGCUAGGAAAUUGUUUGAGAUUUCCCCUCAUGUUCCCUUCUUCCACCUAGAGGAUGUGUAUAUGGGGCUUUGUGUCUAUGCUCUUGGUCUGACCGUGACUUCGAUCAAAGGGUUCAAUUUAGACCGUGUCCCCCUUGGUUGUGACUAUAAAAGCAAAGCAGUGAUUACUUCACACCAAUUAGAACCGGACCUUCUUAUUUCAAUAUGGCAUUUAAAUUGUUAACAAUAACUAGCCAA
This is a messenger RNA of Saccostrea cuccullata (small rock oyster), 608 nucleotides long. RefSeq names its product beta-1,3-galactosyltransferase 1-like. Gene Ontology annotation, molecular function: hexosyltransferase activity. The record is from RefSeq and is a predicted model, not a curated record. The annotation marks the transcript as partial. Gene Ontology annotation, cellular component: Golgi membrane. The transcript has a single exon. NCBI's taxonomy places the organism in Eukaryota, Metazoa, Mollusca, Bivalvia, Ostreida, Ostreidae.